This is a messenger RNA of Periophthalmus magnuspinnatus, 1431 nucleotides long. RefSeq names its product creatine kinase S-type, mitochondrial-like. The record is from RefSeq and is a predicted model, not a curated record. Gene Ontology annotation, biological process: phosphocreatine biosynthetic process. The transcript has 10 exons. The coding region runs from base 111 to 1364 and encodes 417 amino acids. Lineage: Eukaryota; Metazoa; Chordata; Actinopteri; Gobiiformes; Gobiidae. Gene Ontology annotation, cellular component: mitochondrion. Gene Ontology annotation, molecular function: creatine kinase activity.
UGCCUCCAGCCUCCUCUUCUCUGUCUCUGUCUCUUGUCGUUCUCUCUCUGAGCUCCAAGCCUCUGUCGACCCUCAGUUUUCAGACAGGUCUUACUCAUCUCGCUGUAACCAUGGCCAACUCAUUUGCGCGUAUGAUGUCAGGCCGAAACACUGCUGUGAUGUUGGCCAGUGUGGGAACGGGAGCCCUGGUCUCUGGAUAUUUGCUCACAGAGGGGAGUUCUACUGCUGCUGCUGAGAGGAGGAAGCUGUACCCGCCCAGCGCAGACUUCCCGGAUCUGAGGAAACACAACAAUUGCAUGGCAUCAGCCCUGACCCCUUCAAUGUAUGCUCAUCUGCGAGACAAACUCACCCCGAACAACUGGAGCCUGGACCAGUGCAUCCAGACUGGAGUGGACAACCCGGGACACCCCUUCAUCAAGACUGUGGGGAUGGUGGCCGGAGAUGAGGAGAGCUAUGAGGUCUUUGCAGAGCUCUUUGACCCUGUCAUCAAAGACAGACACAAUGGCUAUGAUCCUCAGACAAUGAAGCACCCCACUGACCUGGAUGCGAGCAAGCUGUCUUCAGGCAUGUUUGAUGAGCGUUAUGUGCUCUCGUCCCGCGUGCGCACUGGUCGGAGUAUACGAGGUCUGAGCCUGCCCCCAGCCUGCACACGCUCAGAGCGACGUGAGGUGGAGCGGGUGGUGGUCACUGCUCUGUCCGGGCUGAAGGGAGAACUCGCUGGACGCUACUACAGCCUGGGAGAGAUGAGUGAGCGCGAGCAGCAGCAGCUCAUCGAUGAGCACUUCCUCUUUGACAAACCUGUGUCGCCCCUGCUCACGGCUGCGGGCAUGGCCCGAGACUGGCCCGAUGCCCGAGGGAUCUGGCAUAACAAUGCCAAGAACUUUCUGAUCUGGAUCAAUGAGGAGGACCACACUCGGAUCAUCUCCAUGGAAAAAGGAGGGAAUAUGAAGCGAGUGUUUGAGCGUUUCUGCAGUGGUCUUAAGCAGGUGGAGCAUCUGAUCCAGGAGCGUGGCUGGGAAUUCAUGUGGAACGAGCGUCUGGGAUACAUCCUCACUUGCCCCUCCAAUCUGGGCACAGGCCUCAGGGCCGGAGUGCACAUUCGCCUCCCUCUACUCAGCAGGGACGCUCGCUUCAAAAAGAUCUUGGAAAACCUGCGGCUGCAGAAGCGCGGCACAGGAGGCGUGGACACAGCAGCCACGGGAGACACUUUUGACAUCUCCAACCUGGACCGCCUGGGCCGCUCGGAGGUGGAGCUGGUGCAGUUAGUGGUGGAUGGGGUGAACUACUUAAUUGAAUGUGAGAAGAGGCUGGAGAAAGGACAAGACAUCAAGAUCCCUGCCCCAAUUCCCCAGUUUAGGAAGUGAUCUGGGAUUAUUCAGAUUCCUGCUCCAGAUGCUGUCUGCAGACUGUUGGUCCUGCUCCAUGAGGAAA